UACUACGAAAAAACAGUUAACUUAUCGUCUAACCGUACGCAUCUCGAUAUGCGCGUAACGAUAGUGACGAGCAGGAUAUCACCGUAAGUACCUGAGUACCUUCAUAAGUAUACACAUAGAGAACUUACUAAAAACUAAUACAUAUACGUCAAAAAAUGAUCACGCGAAGGGGCUGAAAGAAUCGAGGGGGUUAGAGCGUAUCGUUAAAAACAGAACGCAGCUGAGACUCGAUUAUCGAAAGACGGGACGCGACGAGGAAAAGAAAGCUGGCGUUCAGCCGAAUCGAUAGAAAAACAGUUGAACACGUCGAUAUCCAACGAGUCGGAUUUAAACAAGAAAUUAUCAGCGUCCACGCGGUGACAUAUCAUUCGUCAUUCGUACAAUGUACGAGAGACACAUCGACGUCCCCGCGUCGACGUUGCCAUGCGAGUAUCGAUUCGACGAAUUGGCCGCAGGUCGCGAAUCACCAGUCGCAUUCCGUUGAACGGUUGGCCGACCGAGUUUCCCCGAGAGUUGGCGAGUAGACGCGUGACGUCUCGACGCCUCAGUGUUUCGACGUUUCGACGUUGCGACACGAGCGGUCGCGUCUCGUGCAAUCCGUCGAGCCGUGAACUCUGAAAUCGGAAAAGGAAGAGAUCGCGGACCAACGAGAUGCGACGAUAAACGACGGAACGUGGUCGACAGAGAGAUAAAGAAACGAAGCAUGAAAGUCGAAGAAAGGAGCAACGAAACGGAGAGGAAAUAGAGGAACGGAGAAAGGGUUGAUGGGAAGGAAGGGCGUUCACGGAGAACAGCGGCGAACAGCAGUCUCAACGGGUAAUGUUGAAGAGAGCCCCGAUGCGAAGGCUCGGCGAGGGAAAGACUCGUUAUGCGAAACGAAAGCGCAAAGGGCAUCGUAUCGAGAUGGUGUUCGGCCGAGAACGCGUUCAUAACGCCGGAGCGCAGAAAGUUUAGACGCGUGCACGGGCUCCAGUUGCCGUUGCACCCGCAGCAAGUGAUCGGCUGGAUCGUGAUCCUGGUAAUCGCGGUAAACACAUUCACGGUACUGACGCCGCUGCUCGAGCCGGGCUUACGGCCGAUUCUCUCUAGCGCGAUCGCGGUCCUCUUCUUUGCGCACUUCUGCUCCCACUUGACUGUUUUGUUGUUAGAUCCAGCGGAUCCCCGUGUCCGGGCGCAGCCGGUGAACAAAGUUCUGCCGGAGUUCGACAGGACGAAGCACGCGCGCGUGAUCGAGAACGGCCGGUGUCACCUUUGCAACAUAACCACCGACAGCAAGAGGACCAAGCACUGCUCGAUCUGUAACAAAUGCGUCGCCCGCUUCGACCACCACUGCAAGUGGCUGAAUAACUGCAUCGGGGCGAGGAACUACUCCGCCUUCCUCGUUUGCCUGAUCUCCGCGAUUUUGGCCAGCCUGUGCGUGGUCGGCCUCUCCGCGGCCGAGCUGACCUCGUUGGUUACCAACAAGGCGAGCCAAGAGGGAGACGCUAGCAUGGAGAACGCGACCGCUACGAGCCCAUCCGCCUCUACCGAGACCAGCUUCACCGUUUCCACGACUGCUUCGGCGAUCGCCUCCGCGACCGCGGCUCGAGCGGCUCUCUCCAUCGCCCCGGUCUCGGACACCGUGUCCAUCCUCUUGAUCUCCGCGAUCGGAAUCCUGUCGGCGAUCGCGGCGAUCCUCUUGAUUCACUUAUGCUUCUUCCACGGCUACAUCGCGUGCCUAGGCUUGACCACGUACGAGUACGUGCGCAACAAACGCGAGCGGAAGGCGGCUGUCAACGCGAGCACCGAGGAGAAGACAUCGAGCCGGCACGCCGUCCCUGAGAAGCGGAUAGGUCCGCGAGAAGAGGAGUUCGAUCGAGCGACCAUGGAAACGAGAAGUCGUCCUCGGAACGACCAACGCAGGAACUUCCGACUCUGCUUCUCUUACAAGGUCCAGUCGACGACCGGCGACGAGUCCUCGAUAGAGUUCUCGUCGGAGGUACCAUCGGGAGUAUCGCCGGAAGUACCGUCACGACUGCCGACUCGACUGCCGUCUCCGCCGUCCCAACUGCCGUCGCGCGCGAAGCGUAACCACUCGAUCGUUUUCCGAGAUUCCGUGGCGCUCGUAGACUCGUCGACACCGUCGCCGGUCUCUUGCUGCUUCGCCGCUGCGAAUUCGUUGACUACUCGCUGCUGGUCGACGAACAGGGUCGACGGAUCGAAGAAGCAACGGAAUUCUGGGAGUGACCCUUCGACUGUCCGUCCGACGAAUUCCUGCGAAACCGUCGAGAGGAUAGGCAAGUUCCUGCGGACGUAUUUGAGGAGAAGCGGCAGACGUCGAUCGACCAACUCGGAAACGAGGUCAUCCACCGGGAAUUCCGCUCGUUGGAUGUUCGACGCGUGUCCCGCGGGACAGGAGGCGAACGCGUCUAUUUCAGAAGCUGUCGCCGAGACGCUCGCCGUCGCCGUCGCCGUCGCUGUUACCGUCGACGUCAACGUCGACGUUCUAGAGACCGCAGUUCCUGUUUCCGUUUCCGCUGCGACCACCACGUGUCGUGCGCCGUCCGUCCGACUGCCUCCGUUGCGUUCCCCCGAACACGAACGCCACGAGCAGAUUUCGAGCUGUCGGCAGAGGAGACUGUCCGGCUCCUCGUCGGCGUCGAAGAGGUUCAUGAAUCACGGGCACACUCGGAUACGGCGUACUUGUUCCUUUCGGAAGAAGCCAAGACUGAAGAUGAAUUCGCGCGUGGCUCAGUCCAUCCAGCUGUCUCCUAUUCUGGAGUCGGACCUGUCGAAGCCGGCGUCGCCGCGUUCACCCCGUUCACCCCGUUUACCCGUUUCCGCUCGAUGUCCCGUCCAGUCGCCGCGUUUCGCGUACUCGUCUCCUCAGCGCGAUCGGUUCACCUCGACGUCCACGGGAAUCUGACUCUCGAGUAACCGAUCGUUCGUCCCUUCGUUGCGUGUGUUGUGCAUCGAGACGCUUCGGUCGCGAAACUCUAGCGUAUUCCGCCACGUAUUUUCGACUCGACGAACGUAACUGCAACCGCGAACUUGUACUUGCUCGCACUAAGGCGCAAUUUCCC
Messenger RNA from Nomia melanderi (Alkali bee), 3062 nucleotides. RefSeq lists its product as uncharacterized. Gene Ontology annotation, cellular component: endoplasmic reticulum; Golgi apparatus. Gene Ontology annotation, biological process: protein targeting to membrane; peptidyl-L-cysteine S-palmitoylation. The record is from RefSeq and is a predicted model, not a curated record. Gene Ontology annotation, molecular function: protein-cysteine S-palmitoyltransferase activity. NCBI's taxonomy places the organism in Eukaryota, Metazoa, Arthropoda, Insecta, Hymenoptera, Halictidae.